AUGGACAAGUCUUGCAAAGAUGUCACUGAACAGUUCAAGGAACUACAUGAAUAUCUCAUGGUGGAGGAACACAAGAUCAUGCAGCAACUCAUCAAGAGAAUGGAGGAGAUGGAGACUGUCACAAGUGAGAUCGUCAAGGAUGUCAUUGAUGUAAAUAUCAUACUCAACAAAGUUGCACCAGAGAGUCGUGACGAUGGUAAAGAAAUUGGCACAAUAAUUGAAUCUAUUGCCACAAGCUCAUCAAUGGAUGAGUUCGUCUACACUCUCCCUCAGUGUACCCAACAGCAAGGCAACGCGGAUGGAAUGAGUAUCCUGUCGAUGAUACAAAGGGUCCAACAGAGUAUGACCAAUGAGCAUGAGGUAAUCAAACCUUUGAAAGUAAAUAUCAAGACUGCUCAGAUCGAUGACAUCAAGAAACAGAUCCAAACAUCCUUUGUCAUAAUCGAUCAAGAGACAUACGGGCCUGGAAUUAUCAUCACACAUUCGGGAAUCACCAUUUCAAUGCUCGCACUUAAGGACAAUAAGUGGACUUCGAUCAAGGAAAAGUGGUCUGACAGAAAGUGCGCUUUCUCCUCAUCCGUCUAUGCCAGAGGUCAUGUCUAUGUGUUUGGCGGUACUGAAGCACCAAGUAUCAAGGGAGGCGCGUACAUUUCCACUUGCUAUGACGGUGGAAAAUAUAUCUACUUGAUUGGCGGUACCGAUGAUACGAACAGAGUUGAUUGUCUGAAUAUUGAAACUCAGGCCUUCUCAAAUGUUGGAAAGCUACCUGUUGAAAUGACAUCAUACCCGGCAUCUGUUUAUCAUGAUCAUAUUAUCUAUGUCUUGGAUGCAACCAAUCUCUACAUGUUCAACGUCAUAUCCAAGAAUUACAUCAAGAUCACCAACGAACAUUUGAAGAAAGGUCCAAACUACUCAAUAUGCUUUGAUGGCGUGGACACACUCUACAUCCUAAACUCCAAAGUAUUCUUCAGUUGGUCAAUAUCGACAAAGCUUUCAUACCAACUAUCAUCGCCAACUACAGUGUAUGAGUAUGCCCGCAUUGUUUACAAUCCAUCAAAUCAUAAUAUAAUAGUACUUGGUGGCAAGAAUAAGAACUUCAGCUACUCAAUCAAAGACAACAACUGGAGUCCACUUAAUGAUGAUGAUCCAGUUGUUGAUAGAUAUGGAUAUGGUGCAAUUUAUAUUCCAAACUGA
Messenger RNA from Acytostelium subglobosum LB1, 1194 nucleotides. RefSeq lists its product as hypothetical. The transcript is spliced from 2 exons. The record is from RefSeq and is a predicted model, not a curated record. NCBI's taxonomy places the organism in Eukaryota, Evosea, Eumycetozoa, Acytosteliales, Acytosteliaceae. The coding region runs from base 1 to 1194 and encodes 397 amino acids. Gene Ontology annotation, molecular function: protein binding.